CCCUGGGUUUAGUGGUGACCUGAGGCCUGCCGGUGUGGGCCGUUUUUUUUCUUCCACAGACCUUGUUGGACAGAAAAUGGAGUGUGUGCCUUUAAGGCGCCCGACUGCCUGUCGCUUUGUGCUGCGCAGAGACUGACGCCCUCUGGACACAGUGGACGCUGGAGCGGCGGCGGCGGCAGCGAGAGGACACACCAUCCUGGAGAAGUUCAAAGAGAACACAACCGCAAAUCCCUCUGGUCAAAAAAAACGAGAAGCCCCCAGCCCCUGAAGAGCGUCGUGUUGUCCCAGUGCUGUGCUGGUGAGCCGUCAGGAUGAGGCCUGGUCAGCUGAUCGUCCCCACCGCCACCGCUGCGCUCCUCCUCCUCCUAUCGGGACUGUCUCUGACCUCCGGCUGCAACAAAGCCCUGUGUGCGAGCGACGUCAGCAAGUGUCUCAUCCAGGAGCUGUGUCAGUGUCGUCCGUCUGAUGGGAACUGUUCCUGCUGUAAAGAGUGUAUGCUGUGUUUGGGGAAUCUGUGGGAAGAGUGCUGUGACUGUGUGGGGAUGUGUAACCCCAAGAACUACAGCGACUCCCCUGCCACGUCGAAGAGCACCGUGGAGGAGCUGCACCGUCCGAUCCCCUCCCUGUUCCGCGCCCUCACAGAAGGAGAUGCUCCCAUUAACAUGAUGGUGGUGUCCUUCCCCGUUGCAGAGGAACUGUCCCAUCACGAGAACCUCGUGUCCUUCCUGGAGUCACUGGACAACCAGCCCCAGAAUGUGUCGGUGCCAGGAAACAGCAUCCAUGCCAGCUAUGACACUCAAGAGAACAUGUGCACAGUGGUCUACUUCGACGACUGCGUGUCUAUCCGUCAGUGUAAACAAUACUGCGAGUCAAUGGGAGGAUCCAAGUACCGCUGGUUUCACAACGCCUGCUGCCAGUGCAUCGGGCCUGAAUGUGUGGACUACGGCAGCAAGGCUGUGAAGUGCAUGAACUGUCUCUUCUGAAGUGUGGGCACAUAUUGGUACCAAAUGUCUGGACCAUACCAGCGGACUGAGGGCAGAGAAAUUCUGACUGUUGUGUGUUAGCAUUCCUCAGUUACCUUGUAAAAUACACCCUCUGACCCCCCUUAACCCAUGCAAAUUGUUUUUAUUCUGCUGUCCUGUUUCACUGUAUAUUUUUUAGAUAUGUUUUCAAUAGUGUUUUUUACUAGAGGUGUAUAUGUAUAAUGUAUUUUUACAAUUAUGAUAUACAAAAUUCCAGUCUCAUACCAAAUAAAGAAAAUUUGGUGUUAUAGAAUGUUUUGUCUGAUAUAAGUCACCACAAGUUUCAAAUGAUUUUGUACAAAAUUGCUCUGUAUGAAUGGAAUAGUAAAUGUUUGUUUUCCCUGUU
Sphaeramia orbicularis (orbiculate cardinalfish) is the source of this 1368-nucleotide messenger RNA. It is a transcript of the gene twsg1a, whose product is annotated as twisted gastrulation BMP signaling modulator 1a. The transcript is spliced from 5 exons. Gene Ontology annotation, biological process: regulation of BMP signaling pathway. The record is from RefSeq and is a predicted model, not a curated record. Bases 312 to 983 code for a protein of 223 amino acids. NCBI's taxonomy places the organism in Eukaryota, Metazoa, Chordata, Actinopteri, Kurtiformes, Apogonidae.